AUGGAGGUAAUGAGGGAUUUCACGACAAUAUCGGGCCUGCAUAUUAAUGCAACUAAAUCUACUAUCUUCGCAGCAGGACCAGACUUGGAAACCCUUCUAGCAGAAGCUACGUCUCUGGCAAUCAGUGGUUGCACGCUCCGAAUUUGUUACUUGGGUAUGCCGCUGACAACUAAGUCCCUCACAUCGAUUGAUUAUGAACAGUUAAUUGACAAGGUGCGCCGUAAAACGAUAACUUGGUCCAACAGAAGCUUAUCGUUUGUCGGCCGUCUUCAGCUUAUCAAUUCUGUGGUUAUAAGAUCUCCCAACCAAACGCAUAAGGCUAAGGUAAGCUGGGCAGAUCUCUGUUACCCUAACGCUGAGGGAGGUUUGAGUGUAAGAAGACUGAGGGAUUCAUCUAAGGGUAGCUCCUUCUGGGAUGUGAGAGACACACAGAAAGGAUCUUGGAUGUGGAGGAAACUCCUCAAACUUCGAGAUAUUUCCUAUGAUUUUCUCAGGUUCGAGGUCCAGGAUGGGAAAUCAACCUUCUUCUGGUUUUAUAAUUGGCUGGAUAAGGGGCGUUUGAUCGAUGUCACAUGUGCAGCUGGUACUACCUACAUUGGGUUGCCUCGACGUGCCACUGUUAGUGAUGCGGUUAAACAGAACAAAUAG
Molecule: messenger RNA, 648 nt
Organism: Brassica oleracea var. oleracea
Lineage: Eukaryota; Viridiplantae; Streptophyta; Magnoliopsida; Brassicales; Brassicaceae
Exons: 3
Coding region: 1-648 (215 amino acids)
Source: RefSeq, a predicted model, not a curated record